AUGCCUGGGGUAGAAAUUGAUCGAUCUACCUUAUGGAAGAAAGCUAGACAAGACAAAGAUGGUAACAUCCCUGAUCCAAAGGUGGCAAAGAAAGCAAAAUUAAUUGAUGAAUUACAAAAACAAGUCACUGAAGGCAGUCUCAGUGUAUUUGGCAAUAAUGAUGUAUUGACCAUGGCUUUGGGUCCCGAGCAUCCAGGGAGAGUAAGAGGAUGA
Messenger RNA from Prunus armeniaca (apricot), 213 nucleotides. The record is from the annotation of a GenBank genome assembly. Lineage: Eukaryota; Viridiplantae; Streptophyta; Magnoliopsida; Rosales; Rosaceae.